This is a messenger RNA of Danio aesculapii, 3010 nucleotides long. Its product is annotated as solute carrier family 26 member 6-like. The record is from RefSeq and is a predicted model, not a curated record. Bases 287 to 2254 code for a protein of 655 amino acids. Gene Ontology annotation, biological process: transmembrane transport. Gene Ontology annotation, cellular component: membrane. The transcript is spliced from 18 exons. Gene Ontology annotation, molecular function: bicarbonate transmembrane transporter activity; oxalate transmembrane transporter activity; chloride transmembrane transporter activity. NCBI's taxonomy places the organism in Eukaryota, Metazoa, Chordata, Actinopteri, Cypriniformes, Danionidae.
CAUGAUCUCUGCUCUCAGGAGUGGCCGAUUAAAAUCUUUCACCUUUGGUCGAAGACAGGCGCUUUCACUGAUCUCAGGAUAAAUGCUGGAUUACAGACAGUAAAUAACCCUUCGAAGGCGCUCAAUUAUCAAUGAAUAUCUCCAAUUAUAGCCUUCCAGUUCGAGUGCUUUAGCCACUGUUUACUUGUGAGGCCAAUAAUAGACGGCUUGCUCCUAUAGUUCAAGUCCUCGAAAAAUAAUCUUUCGACUGUUUAUAUUUUUUAUCCCAAUUUUCUCGUGUUCACAGAUGGACAGAGAGAGUUUUUCACCGAGUGAUAACAGCGUCGGUGUGGUUUAUGGUUUAAAUGAAGCCUAUCUCGACGUCCAGGGGCAGCGCAGGCCGAAGCAGAAGCGCUCAGUUUGGGGGAAACUGAAGGAGGAGCGCUGGUGCUCAUGGCCGAGGCUGAGGAUGUGUGUUCUGUCUGCGGCUCCACUGCUGUCGUGGCUGCCACGGUACUCGAUUAGGAGAGACGCGAUCGGAGAUCUGAUCUCGGGCAUCAGUGUUGGGAUCAUGCAUUUACCGCAAGGGAUGGCCAAUGCUCUGCUGACUGCCGUUCCUCCUGUGUUUGGACUGUAUUCAUCUUUCUACCCUGUUCUUGUCUACUUUGUGUUUGGUACAUCAAAGCACAUCUCUGUGGGCACUUUCGCCAUCAUGUCCGUAAUGGUGGGCACAGUCACAGCUGAUGUGCUUCUGCCUGGCAGUGGAGCAGAGGAUCAAGAUGCUGAUAGUGCUCGAGUGGCUCUUGCGUCUCAGCUGACCGUCCUGUGUGGAUUAAUCCAGAUAGUGCUGUAUGUGUUGCGCUGUGGAGGAGUGUGUCGAUGGUUGUCCAAGCCACUAGUCAGUGGAUACACCACAGCCGCCGCUGUCCAUGUGGCCAUUAACCAGCUACCUUUACUGAUGGGCAUCUCCAUCCAGAGACACAGAGGUCUGCUGACCGUCCUCUGGAUGUUUUCCAGCAUCGUGUCUGGGAUCAGGAAAGUUUUACCUGCAACACUGGUGGUCUCCUUCAUCUCACUGGUGGUACUUGUUGGUGGAAAGAUGGUGAAUUCACGCUGGAGCACUCGAUUCCCUGUUCCAUGGGAGCUGGUGCUGAUUAUUUUUGCCACUCUGUCAUCAGUGCAGUUGGAUUUGUCAAGUCAAUAUGGAAUACAGAUCAUUGGACCCAUACCAACUGGUCUGUCACCUCCCUCUCUUCCAUCAUUUUCCUUCUCUCAGGAGCUGGUAUUAACAGCUUUUGCUCUAGCGGUGGUUGGCUAUGGUUUCCAAGCUUCCCUAGGCAUGAUGUUUGCUCAUAAACAUGGAUAUCCCUUUCACAGCAAUCAGGAGCUGUUGGCGAUGGGUCUGUGUAACUCUAUUGGAGGGGUGUUCCAGUGUUUUCCAGUUAGUGGAUCCAUAUCACGCAGCACAGUGCAGGAAAGCACAGGAGGAAGAACUCAGGUGUCUUCUCUUGUGUCUUCACUGGUAAUUCUGUUGAUUUUGCUGAAAUUUGGCCCAUUUUUUCAGCAGCUACCAAAGACAGUUUUGGCUGUCAUUAUUUUAGUGAAUCUCCAAGGGGUUUUUGUACAAGUGAAAGAAGUGCCCAAGCUUUGGAAAACAGACCGCUUGGACUUGGUAGUGUGGGUAGUCACGCUGCUCAGUGCCCUGGUGUUUAACCUGGACCUGGGGCUUGGCAUUGCAAUUGUGUUCUCUCUCCUGACCAUCGUCUUCAGGAUACAGAAGCCAAGGUCUGCGAUUCUUGGGCAUAUUGCUGCCACAGACUGUUACAGAGAUCUGGAUAAGUAUGCAAAGGCAAUCCAGGUACCUGGAGUAACAGUGUUCUCCUGUUUUAACCCACUUUACUAUGCCAAUGCAGACCAGACCUUCACAUCACUUAAACAGGCAGUCACCAAAGGCAUUAAGGAGAAUCCAGAAAUGCGUCCUCCGAACCAGCAGGGGGCUUCAAGUGCCCAACACGGUGUGAUUCUGGAGCUCAGCGGUGUCACCUUCAUGGACUCGGUGGCCAUGGGCUCAUUGAAAUCAGUGCUGCAGGACUUUGAGAACAAGAAGAUUUUGUUUUUCUGUGCUGCAUCUUCAGAUGGUUUACUGUCUCAGAUGAAGAGUCAUGGUUUAGUUCCAGAUCUUCUGUCUCUUUCUUCAUUUUUCCCAUCAGUGCAUCAUGCAGUCUUGCAUUAUCAAGGGCUACAGAACAUUGGCACAGAAGUUACAGAGUUGUGACCUUUAACGACCUCUUCCUUUAAUGAAUGAUGGCAAACACAUGAAUCUACAAGAACCCUCAUCAUGGUGAUAUGCAGCAUCAUGGUGAUAUGACCAUGAUUAGACAAUCUUUUACUAUAAAAUAUAAAGUGUCCUCAAAACAUUGUUUACUUCAUAUCUGUGCAUCUGUUAUGUAACAUUAUCAUUUAUUAUUGUCAUGUUAAGUUUGGUUAAGGUAAAAAUCAUUUAUGUACAAAACAACAUGGAAACCACAAGGAGUUCACCUGAGGGCCUUCAAACGGAACUAGCUCAUUGCAGUUCAGUUAAUAUAAUAUGAUUUUUUCCCCAUUUUCUGUUUAAUGGAGAGAUUUUUUCAGCACAUUUCUAAAAAUAAUAGUUUUAAUUACUCAUUUCUAAUAACUGAUUUAUUUUAUCUUUGCCAUGAUGACAGUAAAUAAUAUUUGACUAGACAUUUUUCAAGACACUUCUAUACAGCUUAAAGUGACAUCUAAAGGCUUAACUAAGUUAACUAGGUUAACUAGGCAGGUUAGGGUAAUUAGGCAAGUUAUUGUAUAACGAUGGUUUGUUCUGUAGUCUAUCAAAAAUAUAUAUAUAGCUUAAGGGGGCUAAUAAUUUUGACCUUAAAAUAGUUUGAAAAAAAAUUAAAACUGCCUUUAUUCUAGCCAAAUAAGACUUUCUCCAGAAGAAAAAAUAUUAUCAGACAUACUGUGAAAAUUUCCUUGCUCUGUUACACAUCAUUCAGGAAAUAUUUAAAUA